UGUUCAGUGUGUGUCCGACCAUAACGGAAGAAGGAAUUAUGCGAGCUCUCGCGUCUCUCAUGGCUCCUUGUUAGUUGUGUGUGUCCAAAUUUACCUUCGCACAAAAUGAAAAUUCUCAAUAUAGUGUUGAUGACGCUAUGUUUAGCCGAGUCUUUGGGUUUGACAGUCCAAGAGGAAGACCCGUUCAGCGAAGUUUUCCUGAUUGGAGGAGGAGGUCAAUGUGAACAGGGCAUGUUUGCAUGCAAAGAUGGUCUCAAGUGCAUUCCCAUGAGCUGGAAGUGCGAUUACUCUCCUGACUGUAGUGAUGCAUCAGAUGAGCCAGUUGACUGUCCUGUUGUUCCAUGUGGGACCUUCCGUUGUGCCCUGACACACAAAUGUCUUCCAAGGGGUUGGGUGUGCGAUGGGGAAGCUGAUUGUGGUGCUGGAGACACCUCUGACGAGGAUAAUGAUAUGUGUAAAAAGGGCAACUCGUGCCCAUUAAAUUAUUAUAGAUGUAAAGAUGACAUCAAUUGUAUCUUAAUAGAAAAACUUUGUGAUGAAGUCCAAGACUGUCCAGAUAGCAGUGAUGAAGGAGAUUUUUGCCAUGACACAGAGGAAUGCCAGUCUUUGCAGUGUUCGCAUAGUUGCAAACCUUCUAGUGAACGACCAAUAUGUUUUUGUCCAGCAAAUCAACACCCUAAUGGUACCAAUUGUGUUGAUUCCAACCUAUGUGAAGUUGAGGGAACAUGUGACCAGUUGUGCUCUACGACUGGAAAAAGUCAUUUAUGUGAUUGCGUUAAUGGGUAUGAGUUGACAGACUCUUCAAGAUGUAAAGCAGUGAAUGAUCCCCAAGAUCAGCCAGCAACUCUUUUAUAUGCUAGUAAUACUGGUUUAGCCAUGGUCCACCUCAAUGGAAGUACCUUACCAGGGAAUACUCAGGUCAGCUCCCAGUAUGCAAUAACGGUUGAUUUUGAUCAUCGCUCAAAUUCAGUUUGUUGGGUCAGUGCCAAUGGGUCAUGGUCUGAGUUUAAAUGUGCAUCUUCAAACAAUCUUCAUGAUGCAUGGACAAUUCCUCAACCUACACAGAAUGGUUUGAGUCAUGUACACGACAUUGCCAGAGAUUGGGUUACUGGCAAUUGGUAUAUAUUAGACCGAAGAGAAAUGAUAUUUAUGUGCAAUGCAACUAUGAAAGUUUGCAUAACUUUGAUGGAUGUGGUCCUCAAUGAACCUCGAGGCAUUGCUCUUGAUCCAGGCACAGGAUAUAUGUUUUUUACCAACUGGGGUAUGACUGAACCAAAGCUUGAGCGUGCAUUGAUGGAUGGGACGCAAAGGGUGCCGAUAGUUUUCAAGAAAAUUGUCUAUCCAUUUGGUGUAUCAAUUGAUUACCCAAAUAAACAUGUUUAUUGGGUUGAUGGUUAUUUAAGCCAUGUGGAGAGAGUAGAUUACAAUGGAGACAACAGAAGAAUUAUCAUCAAACUGAAAUCUGUAAGUACUUUUGAUGAGCGACCGUAUGGUGUGUCACUGUUGGAGAAGUUGUAUGUUACUAGUUGGAGGGAUGAUACAAUUAAGAAAAUAAAUAGAUUUAACAGCCAUAAUGUCACUGAAUUUCACACAAAUUUCUCCGAACCAAUGCAUGUACAUGUGUUUUUUCAUCGACAAAGACAACCAGUAUGGUUUGUUGCAAAUUCAUUUUGUAUAUUAUUUCCAUGUAAGAAUUCAAAUGGUGGCUGUCAACACAUAUGCAUUCCACUAUGGGAAGAUAAAAAACCCAAAAAACCUGUUGCUUCAUGUCGUUGCCAGCCAGGACAUAUACUUGGCCCUGGAGGCUCUUGUGUAGAACGUGAACUACAUGCCUUUCUGAUAUAUGCUAAAGGUCGGCCUGGAAUGAUAAAAGGAAUUUCUCUAGAUGAGCCAGAUUCAUCAGAGGUCAUGGUACCCAUCACGUCUCUUACUCGUCCUACAACUCUUGAUUUUGAUGUCAGAACUCAGUUCAUUUAUUAUGCUGAUAUUCAAAGGUAUUUGUAAAGAGCGACGAGUUUAGAUGGAACAAAGAAAGAGCCAGUAGUGACAUCUGCUGUAUUAAAUGUAGAGGGCUUUGGCAGUUGAACUGGGAUGGGACGCAAUAUCUACUGGACUGAUGAGGGUGUAUCAUCCAUAUUUGUAUGCUCAAUGGAAGACUCAGCAAAAGCGAAAAUGCUUCUUCAUGGGAACUUGACCAAUGCUAGAGCUAGUUUUGUUUUAAAUCCGGGGUGUGGUUACAUGUACUGGACAGUGUGGCAAUUUAGUGUUGGUGAUGAAGGGCUUAUUGAGAGGGCUUGGAUGGAUGGUACAAACAGGGAGCCUUUCAUUACCACAGGACUUCAGUGGCCAAAUGGUUUAACAGUAGACUUUGCAGAGCGUCACCUUUACUGGUGUGAUGGCUAUCAUAAUGUUAUAGAAAGAGUAAACCUUGAUGGAACUGGAAGAGAGGUGAUGUUGCGAGAAGAUGUACUGAAUCAUCCGUAUGGCCUAGCUUACCAUAAUGGGUUUAUAUACUGGUCAGAAUUCCAGAAUGGCACAAUCAAACGCGUUAACCUUGGUAGUCAAGAUGCCCCAGAGAAGCUCCGAGUAGAAAACCCAUAUGAACUGAAAGUUUUUACUAAUACUAGUCAGAAUAUAGUAAAUGAAUGUACAAAUGGAAGCAUGCAUUGUGAUCAUUUGUGCCUUGCCACUCCAGAGGGUCCUCAUUGUGAUUGUGCAACGGGUUUUGAGCAAGAUUCUCAAAAUCCUAGUCUAUGUCAUCCCAUCACAAACUUUACACAGCCUACCUUUUGUAAUGAAGAUCAGUUUCAGUGUAAGAAAAAUCUGCGCUGCAUUGAUGAAAGAUAUUUAUGUGAUGGUGACAAUGACUGUCUAGACAACAGUGAUGAAGAUAUGUCUCCUGGAGGUAUCUGUGAGGCUGCUCAGUGCCAUGAGGACAUGUUCAAGUGUGGAAACAACCAUUGUAUUGACGCUUAUUGGGUCUGUGAUGGUGAUAGAGAUUGUGAAGAUGGAUCUGAUGAGAGCCCUGAGGAGUGUACACUUCCUCAGUGUCCAGACAAUAAAUUCAGGUGGUCAUAAAUCAGUCGCUGUAUUGCUUCAUCGUGGGUUUGUGACAUUGAUAAAGACUGUGGUCCUGAUGAUGAUUCAGAUGAGCACCAAGGCUGCAAGUACCAAGACUGUGGUCCAGAAGAUUUCAAGUGUAAUAAUAAAAGAUGCGUGCCAUUGUUUUAUGUUUGUGAUGGAGAUGAUGACUGUCGUGAUGGCACAGAUGAAAAGAACUGUGAAACUGUUUGUGCCAAUCCUAGAAGCUCUAAUCCUCCAACUACUCCAUUUUGCAGCAACUAUUGCAGAAGUAUCACUGAUGAGAAAAUUUGUGAGAAGACUCAUGGUUGUACAUACUGUACAGCAAAUGAAACCUGCAUUGCUACAUACCAGCUUUGCGAUGGGGUAGAAGACUGUGGAGACGGCAGUGAUGAAGCUAACUGUGAAGAUAAGAUACUCUCCAGUUGUAGUGAAGAGGAAUUUUUAUGUGCCCAGACUCAUGUUUGCAUCCACAAAUCAUUGAAAUGUGAUGGCAGCGAUGAUUGUCUAGACAAAUCCGAUGAGCUGGAUUGUGAAUCCACUGAGUGUUCACAUAGUGAAUGGAAAUGUGAUUCAGGACAUCAGUGCAUUCCAGAUGUAUGGAAAUGUGAUGGUGAUGAGGACUGUAGUGAUGGUUCAGAUGAGGAAAACUGUCCAAUUGCACCUGUCCUUUGCCCAGCUCCAGGUUUUUUAUGUGAUAAUGGCUCCACAUGUGUUCAGCCAAAAAAUCUCUGUGAUGGCAAGAAAGAUUGUAAAGACAGCUCAGAUGAAGGUGGACGAUGUGGGUCUUUUGAUUGUGAGUUAAUGGAUUGUGACAAAGGGUGUGUUCAGGGCCCUGGUGGUCCAGUGUGCACUUGUCCUAUUGGGCAGACUCUCCUCCCUGAUGGUCGCAUGUGUUCAGCCCUUCACCCAUGUGAACAGUGGGGUACUUGUUCUCAGGAAUGUGUACCUACAAGACAGUCGCAUAAGUGUUCAUGUUUCAAAGGAUAUGGUCUUGAACCUGAUGGGUUUUCAUGCAAAAGCACAGAUCCUGCAACUCCAUAUUUAAUCUUCAGUAAUCGCCAUGAAAUACGAAGCAUAAGUCUGAAGAAUGGAAUGGGAGUUAAGGCCCUUAUAUCAUCCUUAAAGAAUACAAUUGCCCUUGAUUUUUAUCAUGCAGAUGAUGAAGACAUUAUUUUCUGGACAGAUGUAGUUGAUGACAAGAUAUACAAGGGUACUCUUCUUUCUGGAACAUUGUCGAACAUAGAGGUUGUGGUGCAGACAGGUUUAGCAACAGCAGAAGGACUGGCAGUAGACUGGAUUGCAGAAAAUCUGUACUGGGUGGAAAGUAACCUAGAUCAAAUAGAAGUAGCAAAACUUAAUGGGUCAUAUAGGCGCACACUUAUUGCCUCGCAGAUGGAAAGUCCUAGGGCAAUUUCACUAGAUCCAAGAGUUGGGAUGCUCUUUUGGACUGAUUGGGAGGAAGGAAGAUCACGCAUUGAAUCUUGCAGUAUGUCUGGUGAAGGUAGACGUAUAGUUAUCAUAGUGAGUGACAUAAGUGGAAGUGGUUGGCCAAAUGGACUUACCUUAGAUUAUGCAUUACGGCGCAUUUAUUGGAUUGAUGCAAAGUCUGAUUCAAUCCAUACUGCAAUGUAUGAUGGUUCUGAUCAUAGGGAGAUUCUACGAGAGCAUCAUCUGUUGUCUCAUCCAUUUGCCAUUACUUUGUUUGGCAACUAUGUGUACUGGACUGACUGGAGGACAAAUUCUGUCAUCAGUGCAAACAAAUUCAAUGGGUCAGAUAUUCGGGAUAUUCAGAGGACUAUCACUCAGCCGUUUGACAUUCAUGUCCUCCAUCCAAGCCGACAACCAAGAGAUGGUCCUAAUCCAUGUGCUAAAGGCAAUGGAGGCUGCUCACAUUUAUGCCUCCUUAGCUUCAAUGGUACCUAUCAGUGCAACUGCCCACACAUUAUGAGCCUGGGUCCUGAUGAAAAGACUUGCAUACGUAAUGAAAAGGUGCUCCUCUUUUCUCGACCUAAUGAGAUUCGAGGUGUAGAUCUAAGUAAACCUACACAUGAUAUUAUUCCACGUAUAUCCGUCCCCAAAGUUCAGCAUGCUGCUCAGUUAGAUUUUGAUAGCAAAACCAAAAAGAUUUACUGGGCUGACUCAAAGAUGAAUGAAGUCAAACGAGCUAGUUUGACUGGAGGCCCAAUUGAAACAGUUAUGGAUACAUCUUUAGAAGCACCAAGGGGAUUUGCUAUUGACUGGCUUUCAAAUAAUAUGUUUGUAACAUCACAUGGUGGAAAAGCUAAUAAUAUUAAUGUGGCAACUCUUAAUGGAGAAUUCUUAAUCCCCAUCAUAAAAGACAAUGUAGUUGAUCCACUAUCAUUAGCUCUUGAUCCAUAUGAAGGAAAAGUCUUCUGGUCUGAUGUUGGUGGUGAUUCUCAUUCAGUCAGAGUGGCAUCAAUGGUUGGAGAUGAUUUUUCCAUAUUGUCAUCUCAGAAGGACAAUGCUUAUUUAAUUCAGCCUAGAAGCUUGACUUAUGAUGCAAGUAGUCAGCGCUUGUAUUGGGUUAAUGCAGGAUCUGAUUCCAUACAGUAUUAUGAUUUCACUGAAAAGAAGACUAUAAAUAUCUUGAUUAAUGAUGAUAGUGCAAAACCAAAGGCACUUAUUGUUUAUAAGGAUCAUGUGUAUUAUACAAAUGAUGUAGAUUCCAGCAUAUAUAAAAUGGAUAAGGGAACAGGCCUUGAUCGCCAGUUAGUUCGAUCUGGGUUGGGAAACUUUUUAUCCCUGAAAAUAUAUGAUGAAUCAGUACAAGAUGGAAGUAAUGCGUGCUCACAGAAAGAUCCACCUUGCCACCACUUAUGUCUUCCAAAAAACAGAGCAGAAGGCGAGUGCUACUGUGCUGUUGGUUAUCAGCAAGAUCCUCGAAACCCGACUGCAUGUGUCGGAGUUGAUAAGAUUCUUAUAUACUCAAAUAAUGUUGGCCUUAGUGGACUAAGUAUAGACAAUCCAGUGACUGAUGCUGGCAUAAGUCCUGAGUUACUUACUCCUAUAUCUGGCAUUGGUAUGGCUACCCGUCUUGAUUUUCAUGCCCUGCAGGACUUGAUUAUAUGGGCAGAUGGGGAUCAAGGGACUAUUACCAGUGUAAAACGGGAUGGAACAAACCGCCACUCGAUUGUUGAAAAUAUUGAAACUGUCCAAGGAAUUGCUGUUGAUUGGGUUGCAGAAAAUCUUUACUGGACUAAUCCAGUUGCAGAUGUCAUUGAAAUGUGUCGUUUAAAUGGUUCAGAUGUAUUUAUUCUUGUUGCCAGUGAUCUAGAAAAACCUGGUGCUAUUGCUGUACACCCAGGGGCAGGUUUAAUGUUUUGGGUGGAUACUGGAGAAGAUGUACGAAUUGAAAGUGCAAGUCUUGAUGGGUCCAACAGGAAAGUAUUAGUGAACAGUUCUCUUCAGUAUCCGGUAGACUUGGUUGUAGAUUAUAAUGAGGGGCAUCUGUACUGGGUGGACCAAAGAGCUAAAACACUAGAGAAGAUUAAUCUGGAUGGGAGUCAUCGAGAAGUGGUCCUGAAGAGUGAAACCUUGCAGCUGCCAGUGUCAGUCUUCGUUUUCCAAGACAGUAUCUUCUGGGCUGACAUGGUGUAUGGAGCUGGCUCAAUUCGCCAAGUUUCAAAGAGAGAUUUGACCAGAGUGUCCACAUUAAGAGAUAACCUUGGAGAUACAGUUAGAGAUAUUAUUGUGAUGAGCACUGAUGCUCAGAAUGGCUUAAAUCCAUGCUCUAACAAUAAUGGUGGCUGUGAAGAGAUCUGUCUUUUUGAUGGACGUGAAGUCAAGUGCCAGUGCUACCAUGCUCUUGUUGCUGAAAAUGGGAAAUCCUGCAGAGAAUAUGAGGCCUUCCUGUUGUAUUCAAGUAUCACAAGCAUUGACAGUCUUCACAUGUUUGAUGAAGACAAUCCAAACACUCCUUUAAAGAAGAUUACAUCAGAUAUUAUGAAGAAUGCUAUAAGUUUGACAUUUGACUAUGCCAAUCAACGAAUUUUCUACUCAGAUAUUCAGCGAGGCAGUAUCAAUACAGUCUUUUUCAAUGGAAGUGGACAUUCUUUAUUAGUAGAAAAACAAGGAUCAGUAGAAGGGCUGGCUUUUGAAGAAAGAGAACGGGAUCUCUAUUGGACUUGUCAGAGUGAUGCAUCUAUAAACAGAAUGAGUGUUGAUCCAUCGCGCACCCAAACUGUAGAGAAAAUUGUACACCUAGAGCAAAAUGACAAGCCGAGAGGCAUUGUUGUUGAUAGCUGUGACCUUUUGAUUUUCUGGACUAACUGGAAUUCUGAGGCCCCAUCAAUUCAACGUUCUCUUGUUAGUGGAAUGCGUGUUGAAUCGAUCAUAACCACUCAAAUCCGCAUGCCUAAUGGCCUGGCUAUUGAUCAUAAGGCACAGAAGUUGUAUUGGGCUGAUGCAAGGUUAGACAAGAUUGAAAGAUGCAAUUUGGAUGGAUCAGACAGAUUUAGCCUUUUAAAAAAUGUACCAAGUCAUCCUUUUGAUUUGGCAAUAUAUGGAGACUAUCUAUUUUGGACUGAUUGGGUUCUGCAUGCAGUUGUUCGCGCAAAUAAGUAUACAGCUGAUGAUGUUGUUAAACUCAAGACAGGAGUUACACGGCUUAUGGGCAUUGUAGCAGUUGCAAAUGAUACAAAUAAUUGUGAUGCCAGUCCAUGUAGAGUUUUUAAUGGAGGCUGUGAAGAUAUCUGUACAUUAGAUGAACGUGCUCAAGUGGUUUGUCAGUGCUCUCCAGGGCGGAUGAUUCUGCCUGAUGGCCGUCGCUGUGCUGUACGUGUUGCUAACUGUUCAUCCGACCAGUUUGAAUGCAGUAAUGGGCUUUGCAUCCCCUACAUAUACUCAUGUGAUGGAGAUCCUGAAUGUUCUGAUGAGUCUGAUGAAGAUGAAACAUAUUGUGUAAGCCGAACUUGUAAAGAAGGAUACUUUGGAUGUGGAAAUGGCCAGUGUAUUCCUCAAGAAAAAGUGUGUGACCAUAAAUUUGAAUGCCACAACCUGAAUGACGAAAAGAACUGCAACUGUAGCAGUGAUGAAAUUAGAUGUGCGAGCAGUGGCUGGUGUUUACCAGCAGACAGCAAGUGUGAUUAUAAGCAAGACUGUCCUGAUGGCAGUGAUGAAAUGAAUUGUGAAAAAAGAGAUUGUACUAAAGUCCAGUGGGAGGGCUUUAAUAGUUCGGAGCUGAUUAACUGUGCUAAUACCACUAGUUGCAUCCAUCCAAAAUGGAUAUGUGAUGGAACAAAUGACUGUUGGGAUAACUCUGAUGAACAGAAUUGCACCACAACAUCAAGUUCUUGCCCAUCUGGGACUCAUCAGUGUGACAAUGGACGAUGCAUUGCCAUAGUUUUUAAAUGUGAUGGUGACAACGAUUGCAAAGAUGAAAAUGCUACAGGGGUGUCAAGUGAUGAAGCUGAUUGUGUCUAUACUUGCCCUGAAGACCAGUUUGCAUGUGCAAAUGGAAACUGCAUCCCUGCUAUUUGGCGCUGUGAUGCCUUUAAAGACUGUGAGGAUGGUUCAGAUGAGCCGGAAGAUUGUGGUACCAUUGAAUGUAGUGAAGAAGAAUUCAAGUGCAGUUCAACAGGCCGUUGCAUCCCAAAGAAAUGGGUUUGUGAUAAUGACAAAGAUUGCGGUGAUGAUGAUUCAGAUGAACAUCCUCCAGGGGGUUGUCCAGUGCCUGUGGGUAUGUCAUGCCCAACAGGACAGUUCAUGUGCCCAAUGUUUGAUAAAUCUCAACAUCGAUGCAUACCGAAUGAAUAUCUGUGUGAUGGUCAUGAUGACUGUUGGGAUGGAAGUGAUGAACCUGAUUCUUGCCCACCGAGGGAAUGCCUUCCUUCUCAAUUUAAAUGUGAUUCUGGAAAGUGUAUUCAUUUUGUGUGGGUCUGCAAUGGCAGGGACGACUGCAUCGACAAGUCAGAUGAAAUCAACUGCACCGUCAGCGGUUCAUCCCUUUUAGGAAACAGCUGUCCAGUGGGCACUCACAAAUGCGAUAAUAAUAACUGUGUCAGCCUGGCGUUGCUGUGUAAUGGCCAUGACGAUUGUGGGGAUCGCACCGACGAACAUUUGUGCAAUUUUAAUGAAUGUUUAGAAAAUGCCAGACUUUGUGCACACACCUGCAUAGAUAAGGACAUUGGAUAUGAGUGCCGUUGCAACGAUGGAUAUAAGGUCAACCCAACAGAUGCUAAGUUAUGUGAUGACAUAGAUGAAUGUGAAGAUUAUCCUUGCCCUCAUUUCUGUCAGAAUACUAUAGGUUCUUAUAAAUGUUCAUGUGCUGAAGGGUACAUAUCAGAACAAGAUGGCCACAAAUGCAGAGCCAACUCAACUGCAAAACCAAAACUGAUCUUUUCCAAUCGUUACUACAUCAGACAAAUUGGAAUUGAUGGAAAGAAUAACACCUUACUGGUAGCCAAUCUCACCAAUGCAGUAGGAUUGGACUAUGACCAUGUAGAAAAUUGUAUAUAUUGGUCAGAUGUUACACAUCUCUCCUCAUCUGUGAAGAAAAUGUGUAAUGACAGCCAGCCAAAGGUUCUUCACUCUGCAGUGCAAAGCCCUGAUGGCAUAGCGCUUGACUGGGUUGGCCGGAAUCUCUAUUGGUGUGAUAAAGGUAAAGAUACCAUUGAAGUUUCCAAGCUAGAUGGUCAGUACAGAAAAGUUCUCAUUAAUAAAGGACUACAAGAUCCUCGCGCAAUUGUACUAGAUCCUUACAAUGGAUACAUGUAUUGGACAGACUGGGGUAAUUCACCUCAUAUAGGUAAAGCUGGGAUGGAUGGGUCAGAUCAGCGUGUCAUAGUGAACACAACACUUGGAUGGCCAAAUGCACUUACUAUAUCUUAUGUCACUCAUGAACUGUUUUGGGCUGAUGCUCACCAGGAUUAUAUAGCUCAUUCAGACCUUGAUGGAAAAAAUAUCAGAAUUAUCAAGAGUAAAGAUACUGCUCCAUUACAUGUCCAGCACAUUUUUGCUAUCACUGUGUUUGAAAAUUAUAUCUACUGGACUGACUGGGAAUUGAAGGCUGUUGUACGUGCUGAUAAAUACUCUGGGGCUAAUGUUCGCACAAUUUACAAUGCUGUGCAUAGGCCUAUGGAUAUACAUGUUUAUCAUCCUUUUCGGCAGCAACCUUUGAUAAAUAAUCCCUGUGAAAAUAAUGGUGGAUGUAACCCAAUGUGCCUUUUGGCUCCUGGUGGUAAAAAGACAUGCACGUGCCCAGAAAACUUUGCUCUUGAUGAAGAUGGUGUGUCCUGCAAAAGUGAUUGCCUCACAUCUAUGGUUGUAUGUAAUUCCACCUAUAAAUGCAUUCCAUUCUGGUGGAGAUGUGAUACUCAGGAUGAUUGUGGAGACAAUUCGGAUGAACCAGAAGACUGUCCCGAAUACAAAUGUACCCCUGGACAGUUCCAGUGUAAAAAUGGCAAUUGCAUACAUCCUUCCCAAAUCUGUGAUGGCCAGGAUCAGUGUAAAGAUGGUUCAGAUGAACCCAACUGUAAUGAAUAUGCUUGUGUUCUGUCGCAAUUCAAGUGUCCACCAGUAAAUGGUUCUUCAGCAUUUUGUAUAGCUGGUCCACGGAGGUGUGAUGGAAAACCAGAUUGUCCAGAUGGACAUGAUGAAAAGAACUGUACUGCUCCUACAUGUAAUGCAGAUUGGUACUCGUGCAAUAAUAAUCAGUGUAUUCCAAAAGUUUGGGUUUGCGAUGGUGAUCAAGAUUGUACAGAUGGUUCAGAUGAGAGAGAUGACUGCAGGACUCGAGACUGCCCAGCAGAAAAUUUCAAAUGUAAUAAUGGCCGUUGUAUUCCACGAUCAUGGAGAUGUGAUGGAGAAUUUGACUGUACUGAAAAAGAAGAUGAAGGAGAUACUUGUACUCAACCACUAACAUGUGAUGCUUCUCACUUCCAGUGUCAAAAUAAAAAAUGUAUACCUAAUCGUUGGAAGUGUGAUGGUGAGCAUGACUGUGAUGAUGGCUCUGACGAAGAAAGUUGCCCCAUCAGAGAGUGCACAGAAAGUGAGUUUCGUUGUGAUGAUGGAAGGUGUAUUGCUGGGAAAAACAAAUGUGAUGGAGAAACCAACUGCUUAGAUGGGAGUGAUGAACUCAAAUGCAACGGUAAUUGUGAACCCAAUAUGUUCAAAUGCGAAUCCUCAUCAUUUUGUAUAUUACAGGACUGGGUUUGUGACCAUGACCCAGAUUGUACCGAUGAAUCUGAUGAACGUAAUUGUAGUUCAACAUGUGAACCAGGCUUUACAAGCUGCAAAAACAAUGCUUGUGUACCAGAUGCUUGGUUAUGUGAUGGAGAGAAAGAUUGCUCAGAUGGAAAUGAUGAAGAUGAAGAGUUAUGUGCAAACCACUCAUGUUCUCUUGGUAGAUUCAGAUGUAAGAAUGGUAAAUGCAUCCUCGACACUCAGGUUUGUGAUGGAACAGCCCAGUGCACUGAUGGCUCAGAUGAAACUUCUGAACUAUGCCAGAGAAUAAGAGCAUGCAGUCCUGACCAAUUUCAAUGUAAAAAUGGCCACUGCAUUGGUAAAAGCAGUGUGUGUGAUGGUUUUGAUGACUGCACAGACAAUAGUGAUGAAAUAAAUUGCCAACAAGGAUGUAGGUUUGGAGAAUGCUCCCAGAUUUGUAAUAUUAAAAAAGAUGGAAACCAUACUUGCUCAUGUGCACCAGGCUACACUCUGAACAGUUUGUCACAAAAGAACCAAAAGUCAUGUUUCGCUGAUGGGAAUACAGCAUAUAUGAUAUUAGCUAAUGAUAAUCAUUUAAGAAAGCUUUCCCCUUAUAAACAUGGAAAUUCUGCUAGCAUACUGACUUUGACAGAGGAAGAUUCUAAAAGUGUUCGCGUCCAUAGUGUAGAUGUUUUAUAUGGUGAAAGUCCUUUGUGUUUUUGGACUAAUCAGCAUGACAAUACGCUUGUAUCCAUGGCUGUUCCCACUACUCAUGAACAGGAAAAUUACAGAACACGAAGAGAAGCAUCACCGAUAAAUAAAGUGUUAACCAACCUGAAUAAGCCUCGUGGAUUAGCAGUGGACUGGGUUACAAAACAUGUCUAUGUUAUUAAUACUGGGGAUAAGACCAUUUUGGUUGUUUCUCUGGAUGGUAGCAAAAAGGUUACUCUCACCUCGAUGGAGUUUGAUCAGGCACAUGAUAUAGCAGUAGAUCCAAAGUCUGGGCAGCUCUUUUGGACUGAUUGGGGUGUGAGACCAAGCAUUCGCUCAGCUGGAAUGGAUGGUGGAAAUGUUAGAACUUUAGUGGAUCACAACCUUCAGUGGCCUGUAGGGCUAGCUAUUGAUUAUCCUGCACGUAGAUUAUACUGGGCAGACAGUAAGACUAGUAAUGUUGAAACUGUUAAAUUAGAUGGUUCUGAUCGGCAAGUGGUAAAACAUUUUAAUUCUAGUGAAGGGUCUCCAAGCAGUCUGGAUGUAUUUGAAGACAUCUUAUAUGUUACAACACAUGACACUAAUACUGUUUAUCGUAUGAACAAAUUUGGAGGGGUUCGUAACCCAGGACUUACUCGUUUAUCUACGCAUGUCAUUAAAAUAUCUGAUAUUCUUAUUGUCCAAGAGAAAAAACAUGAUACAACAAUUCACAACCCCUGUGCAAGUAAUCCAUGUGCUUCCAAAGCCAUGUGUCUCAUUUCUGGCCCUGAAAAGUUCUCAUGUGUUUGCCCUGAUGAUACAAUGGAGAAGUUUGACGAAGAUAAAAAGACAAAAAUUUGUGUUGCAAAACCAAAUCCAGAAAUUCUUUGUCCAUUGUGCAAAUUUGGGAAAUGUGUCUCUACAAGUAAAGGGCCAGAAUGUCAGUGUGAUCGAAAGUAUACAGGUCAAAACUGUGAUAUAAGCAGAUGUGCAGGCUAUUGCAAAAAUAACGGCGAAUGCAGCAUACUCCCAACAUCAGAUGACAAAGGAGUUCCUCACCUUCAGUGUAAGUGCCCUACUAAUACAACAGGACCCCGUUGUGAAAAACUGGAUGGAUGUACUGACUUCUGCUUGAACAAAGGUUUAUGUAAAAAGCAACAUGGCAACCCUACCUGCAUUUGUCACCGAUUUUUCACAGGUGACCGUUGUGACCAAUGUAAGAAGUUGAAGUGUCUCAAUGGAGGCACAUGCAGACAGAAAGUAAAGAGGGGCAAUGAGGAACCAGAACCUUUCUGUUCAUGUGCUCCAGGUUACCAUGGGGGGUCUUGCACAUAUUCUGUGUGUGAUGGUUACUGUGAUCAUGGGACAUGUAAGGUACUGCAGGGUAAUCCAAAAUGUGAUUGUAAUAGCGGCUGGUCUGGUCGAACCUGUGAUACAUGUAUUGAUGAGGAUGAGUGCUAUGAUCCUUGUUCUACAUGGGAUUGUGAGAAUGAGGGGGAAUGUCAAUUUGAACCAGGACCUCCUAAGAAAGUGUCUUGCAGAUGUCCCCCAGGAUACUCUGGCCCUAAAUGUGAAGAAACAGUGUGCCAUGGUUACUGUGUGCAUGGUGAAUGCAAAUUGCAAAAAGGUGCUCCUGUCUGCAAGUGUGAUGGUGGAUGGUCAGGACCUAAAUGUGACAUUAGCAUUUGUCCUGAAGGAGGAACCCAGUGUUAUACAUCUUGUGACUUAUUAUCCUGUGAAAAUAAUGGUACAUGUGCAAUAGCUUCAGGAAGUAGUAAACCUUUCUGUAGAUGUCCCCCUGGAUAUCAUGGUGAAAGGUGUGAGCUUACAGAAUGUGACAGGUUCUGUGUACAUGGUAACUGCAAAUUGGAGGAUGGAAACCCUAUAUGCUCAUGUGCACUUGGGUUUAGUGGAAAUAGGUGCCAAAUUGAUACUUGCAAGUCAUUCUGUCACAGGGGUACCUGUGAAGCAACAGAAGAUGGACCAUUUUGUACUUGUGAAGUAGGGUAUACUGGUCAACGGUGCUCCGAGCCUAUUUCAGAAAGUGUUCUGUGUUCACCUAAUCCUUGUGAAAAUGAAGGGGAUUGUGUUAUUUUGAGAGGAAAGCAGUAUUGCAAGUGUACUGAAACAUUUACAGGAGAUGUAUGUCAGCACAGAAUUGAAGCAAAAGUAAAUCCAUGUAAUACAAUUGAAUGUCUGAAUUCUGGAAUUUGUCAAGUAAGACAAGGACUCCCAGAAUGUGUGUGUGACACUAAUUGGGAAGGUGCAAAUUGUAGCCUUCCAAGCAUUUGCAAUGAAUGGUGUUUCAAUGGAGGAAUUUGUUCAGGAAAUGAAAAUUCUUCUCUUGAUCCUGUCUGCAGGUGUAGUGAAGGGUUUGUUGGACCACGUUGUGAAACUUCCAGUGACUCAAUAGCUGAAGCAGAAAACUCAGCACCAAAUACAGCAACAGUCAUUAUUAUAAUAUUUGUUGUGAUUGUAGCUCUGGUACUAGCUGUUGUUUUAGCCUGGCUCUGGCAGCGGCAGCGUGGGAAGGGUAUCAGUCAUGUGCGUUUAGAAGAAAAUGGAGGAACAGUGGAGAUGACUAACCCUAUGUACCUGCAUGCCUCUGAUGACCAGGAGGAUGAUCCUAACCCUGUCUUCUCCCUUCACGAUUCGGUCUCUCCUUAUGGUGUAUGUCAUUACCAUGAACAGACCAAACACGUUCAAAAACCCUGUGUACGACAGUCUGUACAGCGAGGGAGCUUCAGCAACCAUUAUGCAGGAGGAGAAGACUGGGUUGCUACAGUCCGACCCUCUGGGCGCUCUCGACACAAGAAACCAGAACAUUGGGUCCAAGUCUUAACCCCAAGUUUUCCCACAAAUCAUCAUCUUCAACAUAGUAGUAACUCAUCUACUUACAUCGAUAUUUAAUUAAUUAUUUUGCCAUGGUAUAUAAAUGAAAUUUUAUAUAUACUGUAUAUGUGUGUGCAUGAGUGAUUGUAGGGUAGAGCAGUAAAUACUUGUAAAUAUUAAACUUUGAAAGCUGAUGAGGUGAAGACUAGGUUAGGAUCUGCAGAUACUCAUAGGAUAUUGAAUAUUGUAAAUGGUAAUGUGUAAUGUAAGAUACAGAAUGUCAUGUAUAUACUUAUGAAUUAUAUGCUCACCUAAUCCUGCCAGUGUUUAAAUCUGCGAGAUAUAUUGCUGCAUUUCCAUGCAGGCAUGAAAGUGAAUUGAAUUUGACAUUUUAAGAAUAUUUGAAUUUGAUAGUGUUAGGUUUUUAGAACUGUAUUAAAGUGUAAAUAUGUGACUUUAUGCACAAAUAGGAUUUGUGAAGUUUUUAUGACGUCUUGCUCUAUUUUUGCAAGUACACUAUAUACGUGAAUGUAGACUUCAAACAGUUUACUUAUAAUGCAGUUCAUUGGCGUAAGUCAUUCAAUGUAGAAUAGAAUUUGGCCAAUACAGUAUAAAUCUUUAAUAAUCUGGAAAAUCAUAGGUUGUUUGUAGAUCAUUGAUUGUAUUUUAUGCUGACAGUAGAUAUUUUUUACUUUUCAGAUAAUUAUCUUGGAGUAGUUUAUUAUUCAUAUGUCAUGUUUUUGAAUGAUGUUGAUUGUUUGUAAUUAGAUUACUGAACAUCUCUUUCUUGCACAAAUAUGCAAGAUUGUUUGAAGGUUAAUAUAUUUACAUAGUACCAUAGACAUAUACUGCCACAAAAGUAAUGGUAAUCAUUGAUUCUAAAAGGAUACUAAUUGUUGAAAUAUAUUUACAUACAGUACAACAGUACAAGGAACUUUUCAAAUUGUUUUCUCAUGCAGGUAUAUGCAUGUAAUCCACCUAAAUACGUAGAAGAUACUUCUACUUAUUAAAAUCUUAAAAUCACUUAUGAGAAAUUACUUUCAGAAACAAAAUACUGUAAUGUUAAUUAAAAAAGUGAGUGUACUCUAUGCCUUACUAACUGAAUGAAGUAAAUGACUUCCAUUUUAUACACAAAGUAAUUAUUGGAUCUUGUGUGUAUGUGUAUGUUUGAUAAUGUCUUUGUAAUAUCUAUAGUUUUCAAUUCCCAGAGGUAUGAACUUGGCUGGCAAACUUGAUAUACAGGUUCAUAUCAUAUUUUUCUAGUAGUGUUUAUAACAUUUUUGUAAUAUAUCAAAAAAUUGAAUAACAGGGCUAGCAGGAUAUUGAGCUUUAUGAAUAUGCUCUCUUCAGAACUAAAAGAAAACAUUCCAGUGAUUUAAAGCUAACUAGAUUACUGCAAUAGGUGUUUGAUUGACAUGGUAAAAAUUGUAACAUUGGACCUUAUACAAGAUAGGGCAAUGAACUAGUCAUAAUUCUUGUUGAUUUCACAGUAGGAUGACCAUGUAUUAAGUUUUAUGGAAUUAUAGCAGUUUUCUAAGUAUUUUUCUUAGAAAAGUUGCUCCCCACAGCAGUUAACAUAUAAGAUUCACCAUAAGGGUGAUAGUGAAGUCUUAUUUAGUAAAUUAAUAUUUUUGUAGUCAGUGUUGUAGCAUAAAAGAGCAGUGAAAAGAACUGCAGCACCAAACUAGACACAAUUAGUCAGAUAAAGGAAGAUGAGUAUAGCUUUAUUGGUUCAGCUAUGUGCCUUCAUAUGUGUGAAGAAACCUCAACAAAUAUUUUGAGUUUAUGUGGUUUUUAACAUAGAGGCAGUUGUAUUUAAGUAGUAAAGCUAGCCCAGUUUUACUGAUGCCAUAAUGUAAGAUCUUUACUAUUCUAUUUUUGUGUUUAAGACUUUUUGGUGAAAAGUUUUGAUGUUUUUUAAGAAUUGGAUAAAGCACAAUACACAAAACAAUCAAAAGUUGGAUUAUUUAUGUCAGUUUGCUACUAUAGGAAAAUGUUACUAUAAUUAAGUUGGAAUUAGUAGAAUUCUGAUUAAGAUCUAAUAUGGUAAUGUGCAUGUUUGUCCAGGCUUUUGAUUCAAGAGUAUUUUUUAAAUUGUUUUGCUCUCUUGUUUCUAGUCAGCUAGGUCACUGUUGUACAUGUAUUUUUCAUUUUGUAUUUUAAAAAGCUUGUUUCUUAAUGACUAAGACUUACUAGUACACGUUUGGUAGCCGUCAGCCACUAGAUUAAAACGAAAUGAUUGCCUUUGGAAUCUAUUCAUUUAGGAAAAAUAAACCUUUUGCAAUUGGC
Molecule: messenger RNA, 17058 nt
Organism: Macrobrachium nipponense
Lineage: Eukaryota; Metazoa; Arthropoda; Malacostraca; Decapoda; Palaemonidae
Gene: LRP1
Product: prolow-density lipoprotein receptor-related protein 1-like
Cellular component (GO): signaling receptor complex; plasma membrane
Molecular function (GO): calcium ion binding; protein binding
Source: RefSeq, a predicted model, not a curated record